Messenger RNA from Candida tropicalis MYA-3404, 2046 nucleotides. RefSeq lists its product as uncharacterized. The coding region runs from base 1 to 2046 and encodes 681 amino acids. Gene Ontology annotation, biological process: protein phosphorylation; intracellular signal transduction; intracellular monoatomic cation homeostasis. Gene Ontology annotation, molecular function: ATP binding; protein serine/threonine kinase activity. The transcript has a single exon. NCBI's taxonomy places the organism in Eukaryota, Fungi, Ascomycota, Pichiomycetes, Serinales, Debaryomycetaceae. The record is from RefSeq and is a predicted model, not a curated record.
AUGCCAUUAUUUAGAUCUAGAUCAAGAUCAAGAUCAAGAAAAGAUUCAUCUCCACCACUACCCGAUGUCAAACCAUAUAGAUCAAAUUCAAUUGGACGUACUCAAUCAAAUGAUUCUUUAAGAUCAAUUAAUUCAACAAAAAGUAAUAGAUUAAAAUCAUUUUUUAAAUCUCCUAUUGUACAUAAUUUAGAUGAUCAGUUGGAUAAAUUACAUAUAUCAUCUAGGGAAAAUUCAGUAUCUCCUUGUAAAGAUCAUCAUGAUGAACGACCUGUGGUUAAGAAAAGAAUAAGUACUAUUGCUGAAACUUCAAGUAAUUAUUCAACUGAUACUGAUGCUUAUUCAUCAGAGGAGGAGGACAAUGAAGAUGAAUAUGAUGAUGAUAGUUGUAGUGAUGAUGAUGAUGAAAUACAUGAACAUCCAAUUAAAUUAAAGAAAUAUUCCCUUGAUCAACAACAUCAUGAUUUAACUGUACUAUUAUCAAAUAUGGUAACUUUAGGAUUAUUUAAAAGUCAUAUUAAAAGUUACAAAGAACUUAAAGAAAUAGCAAAUAUUGAAAGUCAAAAUACUUAUUCAUUAUUAGAUUCAAAUAAUAAAAUUUAUAAAUUAUCCAAAUCAUUAAAUGGGAAUAGUAUAAUUGAUGUCAAUCAAAUAUCAUUAAUUAAUAAUUUGACUAUAAAGAUUCAAGAUUUGAUAAUUAAGAAAAAUUAUCAACUAAUAACUAAUGAAAAAUCAUUAUUUCAAAGAUAUGGUAUCAUCAAUCAAGUCAUUGGUAAAGGAGCUUAUGGAUUAAUUAAAAUUAUCGAUCCCGAUACUAGUUCUUCUUCUUCUUCUUCUACUACUACUACAGGAAGUCCAAAAUUUGAUAUGAAUAGAAAUUUAUAUGCUGUUAAACAAUGGUUUAGAAAGAAAAAUGAAAGUAAUGAUAUUUUCAUUGAAAGAAUUUUAUCAGAAUUUGUUAUUCAAUCUACUUUAAAUAAUGAUCAUUUAUUAAGUAGUGUUGAUUUAAUGUGUCAAUUACCAUUAUCUUCAAAUUAUUCUGAUUUACAAUUUAGUCAGAUUAUGUCAUGUAAUCAAGGUGGUGAUUUAUAUUCAUAUUUAAUGAAUCCAAUGGAUAUUAAUAACAAAUCUGUGAAUUUUAUAUCAUUAGAUGAAAUUGAUUGUUGGAUUAAACAAAUCACCAUUGGUUUAAAUUAUAUGCAUAAUCAUGGAGUUUCUCAUUGUGAUUUAAAAUUAGAAAAUAUAUUAAUUUCUUAUAAACCAACUGGUCCUGAUGGUAAUAUUAAAAUGAUUCUUAAAAUAUCUGAUUUUGGUAAAUCAUUUGUAUUUAAAACAAAAUUUGAUAAUAAUGAACAAUUAUUAAAUAAUUCAAAUGGGUUAUUAAUUGGUACAUUACCUUAUAUUCCACCUGAAGAAUUCCUUUCAAGUAAAACUUCAAAAGGUAUACCAUUUUCAUCAAUUAAAAAAGAUUGUUGGUGUUUAGGUAUACUUAUAAUCGUAUUAUAUAAUAUUCGUCGACUUUAUUAUUCUGGUUCAAAUUCAAGUAUUGAAUUACAAAAAAGAUUCAGAAAUUUCACCAAUGAUUCAACUACCACCACAUCAACAAGAACUACUACAACAACAACUUCUACUACGACUGAUGAAGAUACAGAUAAUGAAGGUGGUGUACAUUUAUCAAGUGUAGAUAUUCAAGGAUGUGGAUUUAUAUGGGGUACAACGGAUUUUAAAUCAUUAACAGAUAAAUCAUAUAAAGAUAAAUUAUUCAAUGAAUAUGUUCAUAAAAGAAUGAUUGCAAAUUAUGAUUCAAUUACAAAAGAAUGGUUGAUUAAAAAACAAGGUAAAUUUAAACAAAUUGAUAAUAUUUGUUAUAUUUCAAAUACAUCAAAAGAUCAUAAUGUAGUUGAACAAAUAAAAAAUGAUAAUAAUGAUGAUUUGAAUGAACUUAGAGUAAUGAUGAUUUAUAAAUUAUUAGAUAUAAAUCCUGAUUCAAGAAUGAAUACUGGUGAUUUAUUAUCUAGUGAUUGGUUAGAUGUUAUAGAUAUUUGCUAA